Messenger RNA from Phyllotreta striolata, 1649 nucleotides. The record is from the annotation of a GenBank genome assembly. Lineage: Eukaryota; Metazoa; Arthropoda; Insecta; Coleoptera; Chrysomelidae.
UUCAGGUUAAUUUUAGUUUGACAUGAGUUUCGUGUUAUUUUAUCAAACAAUUCCUGAUUGAAUUUACUUACAAAACAGAAAAUAUCACCAAAUAACCCACAACAAAUACACCUAUUAAACAAACAAUGGAAUGCAUAGCAUCAAACGAACCACCAAAGGCGCACAUUUUGUGUUGCGAAUGCGGCGUGGCCAUCGAGCCGAACCCGGCGAACAUGUGCGUGGGCUGCCUGCGGUCUCGCAUCGACAUAACGGAAGGCAUUCCGAAGCAGGCGACCCUGCACUUUUGCAGGGGCUGCGAGCGGUACUUCCAGCCGCCCGGCGAGUGGGUGCAGUGCGCCUUGGAGUCGCGCGAAUUGCUGUCGUUGUGCCUGAAGAAACUGAAAGGGCUGAACCGCGUCAAGCUCGUCGACGCCUCCUUCCUGUGGACGGAGCCCCACUCGAAGAGGAUCAAGGUGAAGCUGACGGUGCAAGGAGAGGUGUCGGGCGGGGCCAUAUUGCAGCAGGUGUUCGUCGUGGAGUACACCGUGGCGCAUCAGAUGUGCGACGACUGCCAUCGAUCCGAGGCGCAGAAUUUCUGGAGGGCUACCGUGCAAGUUAGGCAGAAGGCCGAGAAUAAGAAAACUUUCUACUACUUGGAGCAGCUCAUUUUGAAGCACAAGGCGCACGCAAACACGUUAGGAAUUAAACCUAUUCAUGGUGGACUCGAUUUCUUUUACGCUACCGAAGGUCACGCCAGGAAAAUGAUAGAUUUCUUAUCUUCUGUGCUUCCUUGCAAACAUCAACAUUCCAAGAAGCUGAUUUCCCACGAUAUACACAGUAACGUGUACAACUAUAAAUUCACCUAUUCAGUGGAUAUCGUUCCAGUGUCUAAAGACAGCGUGAUAUGUUUGUCGAAGAAAAUGACUCAGCAAUUGGGAGGAAUUUCGCCUUUGUGCUUGAUUUACAGAGUGACCAGUUCGAUACAUUUGAUCGAUCCCACUACGGCCCAAAUUGCCGAAGUGAGUUCUACAGUGUAUUGGCGUAAUCCGUUCAGUGCCAUUUGCAAUCCCAAGCAAUUAGUGGAGUAUAUUGUAAUGGAUAUCGAACCGAUAAUGGAUAAAGAUCGGAAAUAUUUCCCCGGACAGGGGGCUAUUUCGUAUCGUCACGUUCUCGCGGAUAUAUGGGUAACGAAAGCGUCUGAAAUAGGUUUGAACGAUGCUACGAUUCACACUAGGACGCAUUUAGGGCAUGUAUUAAAACCUGGUGAUUCUGUACUUGGCUACAAUUUGGAAGAUUCGAAUGUCAAUGAUGCUAAUUUCGAUAAACUCGACAAGUCAAUUGUACCGGAUGUUAUAUUAGUGAAGAAACAUUACGGUGAUAAGUCGUUUAGGAGGAGGCAAAGGAUUUGGAAGCUUAAGAGACUUGCUGAAGGGGACACUGCCUUCGACCCUGAUGCAAACGAUUUCAACGAAUUUUUGGACGAUUUGGAAGAAGAUCCGGAUUUGCGGCAAAAUAUUAAUAUAUUUAAAGACAAAACUAAGCAAAUACCAGUCGACUCUUUCGAUGAACAGAACGAAAAUUUGCCGCAGAUAACUUUAGCUGAAAUGUUGGAUGAUCUUGUUUUAGACGAUGUUGAAAUGGAAGAUAUUAUUGAUUAAAUAUAUAUAAAU